AUGUCCUUUAUAUUUGUAUCUGAUGAAAUUGAUAUGCCUGAUUCACCAUCAACAGAAAUUAUUAAAAAUAAUAAAUUAUAUAUAGUAUUUUUUUAUAUAAUUUAUUUAGACAAACUAGAAAUUUGUAUUUAUAAAUUUAAUAAUGAAUACAUUACUUGUAAAAAAACUUCCAAAAAAAAUGAAGAUGUGAUUAGUAAUAAAUUGAAUCAAGAGUUUUCUUUUAAUUCUAGAUUUGAUGAUAUUGAGGCUAUUCAUGAUAGAUUUAAAAUAUAUAGAUAUUUUUUAAAUGAACUUGAGUUUGAUAUUUUAAAUAAAAGAAAAAUAGAUGAAUUAAAUAAAAUAGAAUUAAAUGAAAUUGUUAUAGAAAAAAUUGAAAUUACAAAACAAACAAGUUCAUUUAUUUUUGGAAUUGUUAGAGCACCUGGAGUUGGAAAGACAUUUGUAAUUAGUCAAUUUAAAAAUUAUUUAAUUGAUAAGAGAAUUAAUGAAGAAGAGAUUUAUAUCACUAAAGAAUUUAAAGAAAUUAUUAAGGAAAUAGCCAAAAAACUUGAAAAUUUUAUUAAUAAAAUUAGUUUUGAUUGUGUUUUUAAUAUUAGAAAAGUAGAAAAUGAGGAGAAUGAUGGUAUUUCAUUUGAAUCUGAACAACUUGUUUUUAGUUAUAAAAAUGUUGAUGAGAGAGAUUAUGAUAAUAAAUUUCCUGUUUAUUGUGAAUUCAAGAUUAAUGAUGAAAAUGAACAAAAUAAUAAUACAAAAAUACAAAAAAUACUUAGUUUUAUAACACCUUUAAAUUAUACAAGUUGGUCUAUAGACACUAAAGAUGUUUUUGAAAAAAAAUUUCAUUUUUUACAAGUAUUUUUUAUGAAUCAUAAUAUCAAAAAACAAAUAAUUAAAAAAAUACAAAUAAUUAUUAAGAAUAAAGAUGAAGGGUAUAAAAUAUUUAAUUUAUAUAAAGAUGAUAUUUUAACUCUUUAUUUAGUUUUUAUAGCACCAAAAACUCAAGUUAUUAUUGAUAGAAUUAAAAGAGAAUUUCCAUUAUCUAAAACCUUUAGAACAAAUAGAACAUUAUCUAAAGAUAUGUAUCAAAAUAAAUUUAAUUAUAGAAUGUUAAAAUUUGAAGAUGAUUUUGAUGCAUAUAUAUUAAUAUAUUUUGAUUAUGAUACUGUUGAUAUUAUAAAUUUAAGAGUUUUUACUAAAUUUAUACAAGAUCAAGCAUUUAUGAGUAAUUUUUGGCAAGAUUAUAUUACUAUAAAUACCAGUAAAAAAACUAAACAUUAUUAUCUUAAAAUAAAUGCUACUGAUGAAUAUGAUCAACAAACAAUGUUUAGACAACAUUUUGAAAUAUUAGCAAAUUGGAAAUUGAAUGAUAUAUUAAAAAUGCUCAAGUUGAAUCCAAAAGAUGAUUUAGAAAUUAAAAAGAUGUAUGAAAUAUUAUAUAAUUAUUAUCAAGAAAAUUAUAAUGAAGAAGAAAAAAAAAGCAAU
Molecule: messenger RNA, 1479 nt
Organism: Cetraspora pellucida
Lineage: Eukaryota; Fungi; Glomeromycota; Glomeromycetes; Diversisporales; Gigasporaceae
Source: the annotation of a GenBank genome assembly